UCAUGCUGCUGCCAGGUCCAGAGUCUCUCAUGGGUCCCUGUACGGCCUCCCAUUGCUGCUGUCUCCAUCGCCACACUCUGCCAUGUGCCACUUUCAGGUCUCCUCACACACUGCUGGGUUCCAUUUUGUCAUAGGGUGCUGGCAGAUUACGGGCCUCCCAUUGCUGCUGCCAGGCCUUAAUCUGCCAUGGGCCCCUGUACCGCCUCCUCCUCAUGCUGCUGCCAGGUCCACAGUGUCUCAUGGGUCCCUGAACCGCCUCCCAUUGCUGCUGUCUCCAUCGCCACACUCUGCCAUGUGCCACUUUCAGGUCUCCUCACACUGCUGGUGUGUUACAUUUUUUGUC
This is a messenger RNA of Staurois parvus, 343 nucleotides long. Lineage: Eukaryota; Metazoa; Chordata; Amphibia; Anura; Ranidae. The record is from the annotation of a GenBank genome assembly.